AUGUUUCACGGGGAUCCGAGUCUGAAGGGGGAAAAGGGAGAUGCUGAGCGGGAGCUGCAUCGGGGGUGUCCCCCGGAGCCUGCCCAGCUCUUCGCCGCCGGCCGCCUCCGCCUGUUUGUCAAGCCUUGGCAUUUCCUGACGGCCCGACUCGUUCGCAGCACCGGCCUGUCUGUCGGCGGGCGGCUGCCCGGGGACAGGACCCGGCCCGCGGGUGCGGUCGCUGCCGAACGGCGCCUCUGCCCUGCGCGCACCGGCCGCGCUCCCCGAGCCUGCGGCGUCGGGAGCCGUCGGGGCGCCUCCCGGGCCCGGGUGCGGGGGUGCCCUGCACCGGGAACCGUGCUCCCGGCCCCUUCUCUCGGCAGAGCCCCUGCCAGGAGCCGGAGCCGGCCCGGGUACCCCCGCGGGUCGGUGCUGGAGCAACACCGGCCGCGCCGACUCCGCUCCCGACCGUACCUUCUCCCUCAGGCCGGGGAUCUGGGCGCAGCCUCGGCUACCACUGAAAUUUCCCCCUCACCCCCCAUUAAUUUUAAGGGAGGGUUAGUCCCCCAGCGACCGCAGCCGUCCACCACUGACAGCUCCGGCUUGCAAAGGUCUGAGCCGCUUCGUGUGUGCGUCCCGCACCGCAGCCGCGCACGGAGUUCCGCGGGAGAGUCGGCAAACCCCGCAGCGCGGCCCGGCUGCCGCCGAGCCGACGGCCCGUGUCCCGUCCGUCCGUCCGUCCCCCCCCCCGCCUCCCCGGGUGCAUUUCUGUGCUCAGGACGGGGCGGGUGGUCAAGGCUUGCCCCGGGCUGCACUGCCAGCGGAGGAGCUGCUUUAAUCUGUUCCUCGCAGCGAGAACAAACAGUGCCUAUCUCCCUGCUCCCCUGGACGGAGUCCAGCGCUCCGGAUGGAUUUGGGGGGGGCGGGGGACAGAGCGGGGGGAGGCUGAGAAGACCGCGAUGGUGUCGGCACCGGCGGGACGCGUGGAUGGAAGCCGGCGGCGCGGGGUGCGCGCCCGGGCGCCCGCGGAGAGCGCCGCUGCCUCACACCCCCCCCCCGCCCCCGUCGGGGCACCGCGGCCGCCGUCUCCCGCGCGGUGCGGGGAGAGCUCCGCACCGGCUGCCGCCGGGACAUCCGCCCCAACGCGCCCCGCGGGUGCGGAGCGGGGCCGGAGCCGGCGGCGGGCGCAGCGGGCAGGGCGCCGCGCUGGCCUCCAGGGGGCGCUGCAGCCGCAGGGUGACCGUCGGUGGCGGUCCCCGUGCACCGGGAAGGCCAGUGGGGGCAGGAGGGGCCCUCCCGAGGUGGACGCGAAAAGGUGACGCGGAAGCGCAGGGCUCUGGCGGGACCCCGCGGCCUGUGGCCCCGGGGGCGUCACCCCUGCUGGACGGGUGUCCGCUGCCGUGGAGCUCCCCCCGACGUCCGGGCGACCGCGGGCUGCGGCGGGAGCGGAGGCGCCGGGCGGCGCGGCGGUACCGGCCGGGUCUCGCCGCGCACCUGCUGGCCGGGCCGGGCGGCGGAGCGCCGGGGUCACCGGGCUUUGCCCGCCAGCACAGACGUGCGGGGCUGCCGCCGCGCAGCCGUGCGGGUUAUUUUUUCUUGCUGCAAAGAGCAAAAAAUGAUGGUUCUCCCGAAACAACCCCCUCCGAUCCUUGUGUCCGGGAGAGAACUUCCUUGGCAUCCGCAAGCCAGCAGUGCGGGGCGGAAAAUGCGGCUGUAAAGCCCCCUUUCCACUUCGUUCCUGAAGCAACCGGCCUCGCUCGAGAAAGCACAACAACGAGGGCAUGCGGGUCCCCCCCAGCGCAGUGCCGCAGCCCCCCAGCCCGCCCGCGGCCGGCGAGCCCUCGCCCCGCGCAGGCUCCCGCGGCCGCCCGCACCCACCUCGCACCCGGCCCGGGGGAUCUCUCCUUCUCCCGGAACGGUGCCGCGGCCGCCGCCUCGGCUUUUCCCCCGGAGGAGCAGCCGGCUGCGGUAGGUAAGCGGCUCCCCCGACCGCCCUGCCCGCUGCCGUCGGCGUUAGCGGGGCGGCGGCGUCCCGGGGAGGCGUGUGGGGGGGAGGAUCGCGGGGUCGCCGGGUUUACUUUCAGUUUGCAGCUCCGCGGCGGUUCAGAUGCGGGUCCCCCCCGCACGCCGCGGGCGCGUUGGUGCGGGGCCAGGCGGCGGGGGCCUCCCGGGGUGCGCGGUCGAUGUCCUCCACGCGAAAUUCCUGGCGGGGAGGAGCCGGUCCCUGCGUGGAGUGACCCGCGGGUCGCGCCGGACAAGUCCUCGGUCCGUGGAAAUAUACCUGGCUGCGCGGGCAGCGGCGGAGUUUUUUCGGACUUGGUUCUUUGGCAUGAAAACGAGCGCCCUGCAAUGACACCACCACACAUAGCCGCAAAACGCGGCUGGGAAGGACGAGGCUCUGCCCUACCGAAAUCCUGUGUCCACCUCGGUCAUAGCUCAGAGACGGUGGCUCCCAAAUCCCUCCGCAACGAGCCGGGAUGGAGGCAGGAGCCGCGGUAG
This is a messenger RNA of Chroicocephalus ridibundus (black-headed gull), 2478 nucleotides long. RefSeq names its product collagen alpha-1(I) chain-like. The record is from RefSeq and is a predicted model, not a curated record. Bases 1 to 2478 code for a protein of 825 amino acids. Lineage: Eukaryota; Metazoa; Chordata; Aves; Charadriiformes; Laridae. The transcript is spliced from 6 exons.